CUUGUUCCACUUGCAAGGCAAGGAAAACAAAAUGUCAGUUUCGUUAUUACAACCUUAUUUUUUUAUGUCAAAGACAAAAAGCUACGCGCAAAUUCUCAUUGGAUCUCGGUUGUUCUUAACAGCGAUGGCUAUUCAUUUAAGUCUUCGGGUAGCACCACCAGAUCUUCAACAAGGUGGAAAUUCUCGUAUUUCGUAUGUACAUGUUCCUGCAGCUCGGAUGAGUAUAGUUAUUUAUAUCGCGACAGCUAUAAACAGUUCCUUGUUCCCAUUAACAAAACAUCCCCUUUUUCUUCGCUCUUCCGGAACCGGUACAGAAAUUGGUGCUUUUUCUACUUUGUUUACGUUAGUGACUGGGGGGUUUCGGGGAAGGCCUAUGUGGGGUACCUUUCGGGUGUGGGAUGCUCGUUUAACUUCUGUAUUCAUCUUGUUCCUUAUUUACCUGGGUGCACUGCGUUUUCAAAAGCUUCCUGUCGAACCGGCUCCUAUUUCAAUCCGUGCUGGACCGAUCGAUAUACCAAUAAUAAAGUCUCCAGUCAACUGGUGGAAUACAUCGCAUCAACCUGGGAGCAUUAGCCGAUCUGGUACAUCAAUACAUGUUCCUAUGCCCAUUCCAAUCUUGUCUAACUUUGCUAACUUCCCCUUCUCUACCCGUAUCUUGUUCGUUCUGGAAACACGUCUUCCUAUUCCAUCUUUUCCCGAAUCUCCCUUAACGGAAGAAAUAGAAGCUCGAGAAGGAAUACCACUAAAAACCUAG
This is a messenger RNA of Lolium rigidum, 754 nucleotides long. Its product is annotated as putative cytochrome c biosynthesis ccmC-like mitochondrial protein. Lineage: Eukaryota; Viridiplantae; Streptophyta; Magnoliopsida; Poales; Poaceae. Gene Ontology annotation, biological process: cytochrome complex assembly; heme transport. The coding region runs from base 32 to 754 and encodes 240 amino acids. Gene Ontology annotation, molecular function: heme transmembrane transporter activity; heme binding. The record is from RefSeq and is a predicted model, not a curated record. The transcript has a single exon. Gene Ontology annotation, cellular component: plasma membrane.